This is a messenger RNA of Pristis pectinata (smalltooth sawfish), 1774 nucleotides long. RefSeq names its product ceramide synthase 1 (gene cers1). Gene Ontology annotation, cellular component: membrane. The record is from RefSeq and is a predicted model, not a curated record. The transcript has 7 exons. Bases 571 to 1653 code for a protein of 360 amino acids. Gene Ontology annotation, molecular function: sphingosine N-acyltransferase activity. Gene Ontology annotation, biological process: ceramide biosynthetic process. Lineage: Eukaryota; Metazoa; Chordata; Chondrichthyes; Rhinopristiformes; Pristidae.
CUGUUUUUUGUUGUUUAAAAAAACGUGACCAGCCUGUCAAAAACUAGAUUGUUGCUCGCUCUUGCGAUGCGCCCGUAACACUGCAGGAACCGGCUGUAAAUAAGGCGCAGAGGGAGAAGGGUUGAAUCGCAGGCAGAAACUGACCCAAGAGCAGGUGAAAUUGGCCGCAAACUGCGGCUGGAGACGAGCGGUCUCAAAACUCCGCUGAAAUCCCUGCUGCCGAACGACCGAAGCGAUACUUUCAUCAUUAAUGAAUAUUUAAUGAACCGGGGAUUUCUCGGCCCUCGUUUAAACAGACCAGUAUGGGCGUUCGGAUCGUCAUAUACAAAGGCAGCGAGAGCAAGACUUGAUUCACGAAACAAUUAACGCGGAACUGCAAACUGCAACAUUUCUGGGCAAUAAUUUGUAGCGAAUAAGAAAUAUUCAGAUUGUGUGACGGUGGCAGGGAAUUGGACAUAGCACUUCAAUUUCAUCUCAGUAUCUCCUUCCUUGUGUCUGUUUUGUUGACAGUGAAGUUAUUUUCCCCGGUGUUUCUGGAUUAAUAAUUACUUAGUUUUAAUUUAUUGCUAAAUGCAGGUUGGGGAUCGAAAGCAAAUGAUCAGAAUGGUAGAGCCGAUGCCUAGUUAUAGCGAGAUGCUGGUUAAAAGCUUCUCUUGUAUGAACACUGCGAUUGCGGAGUGCAAGGACUGCGGGUUCGAGCUCUCCAAACGGACCCUGUUGGAAAACGCCUCCCUCACUACUACCGAGGGGCUUUUGUUCCUGGUUUGUGCAGUGGGAUGGACCCUCCUACGGAAAGCUGCUUCGCGUUAUCUUUUCCAGCCACUAGCUCACUGGUGCAAUCUACACCCCAGGGAUGCAGCCAAGAUGCCUGAAAGUGCUUGGAAGCUGAUUUUCUACACUGCCUCCUGGUCCUACAGCACCUACCUGCUCUUCCUCACGGACUAUCCCUUUUUCCAUGACCCACCAUCCGUCUUUUAUGAGUGGAGAGCAACAAAUGAUGUCCCAAAGGACAUAGCAAUUGCAUACCUGGUCCAGUGCAGUUUCUAUGGCCAUGCCAUCUAUGCCACAGUUUAUAUGGAUGCCUGGAGAAAGGACUCCGUUGUGAUGUUGAUCCAUCAUGUGAUAACACUGGCUCUUAUUGCCUUCUCCUAUGCCUUCAGGUAUCACAACAUUGGAAUCCUGGUUCUUUUCCUGCAUGAUGUCAAUGACAUUUUGCUUGAAUUCACGAAACUCAAUGUUUACUUCAAAAACCGAGCUGGGGUUCACCACCGACUGAAUGACGUGGCUUCCAAUAUUGGAUGCUGCACCUUUGCUGUGAGCUGGUUCUGGUUCCGUCUUUACUGGUUCCCCCUCAAAGUGCUGUACGCCACCUGUUACUCCAGCCUUCAGUCUGUUCCCAAUAUCCCUUUCUACUUUUUCUUCAACAUUUUGCUGCUUGCCCUCACUCUGAUGAAUAUUUAUUGGUUUCUGUACAUCAUGCUUCUUGUGGUGAAGGUCCUGACUGGCCAGGUAACGGAGGUGAAUGAUGUCCGGGAGUACGACAUUGAGGACAGGCGUAAGCCAAUCAUGCGUAAGGAAUAUGGCCAUCUGAAAAACUCCUCUAAAGAUGGAUGGCACGAGAGAAACGGGAUCAUCAAGGAUAAAUGGUUAUAAUGCAGUGCAGGGACUACUGGACAUUAUAGCCAUCGCCAUGUUUACAAGGACUUCUGAAUCCGGAUUUGGUCAAAAUGAAGGGCUGAUCCUGAUUGACUGGGACUUCCUCGAAUGAGGUCGA